Molecule: messenger RNA, 2019 nt
Organism: Colletotrichum orchidophilum
Lineage: Eukaryota; Fungi; Ascomycota; Sordariomycetes; Glomerellales; Glomerellaceae
Exons: 2
Coding region: 1-2019 (672 amino acids)
Biological process (GO): ribosomal large subunit biogenesis; protein import into nucleus
Source: RefSeq, a predicted model, not a curated record
AUGGGAAAGUCAAGACGAAACAGAGGCGGCCAAAGCCAUCGCAAGGACCCCAUCGCCAAAACCGUCAAGCCGCCCUCCGACCCCGAGCUCGCCGCCCUCAGGGAAAAGUCCAUUUUGCCCGUCAUCAAGGACCUGCAGAGCUCUGAGACCAAGUCGCGCACCGCCGCCGCUGAGGCUGUCUCCAACCUCGUCUCCAAUGAAAAGUGCCGGAAGCUGCUGUUGCGCGAGCAGAUUGUUCACAUCGUUCUCAAUGAGACUCUCACCGAUGCGAGCCUCGACAGUCGCGCUGCCGGCUGGGACAUCUUGAGGGUCCUCGCCGAGGAGGAGGAGGCCGACUUUUGCAUUCACCUUUACCGUCAGGAUGUCCUGAGCGCUAUCGGCUUUGCUUCUCAGACUAUUCUCCAAAACCUCGCAAAGGGUUCAUCUCUGAGCAAGGGUGAAUCAAAGGUCACCUGGGCCAUCACCGAGUCUGUCAUUGGCCUUUUGUCUGCCCUCGCCGAGGCGCAGGAUGAGGUUCUCGAGGCCAUUGUCAGCAUCGAGGGCAUCAAGCACCUGCUCUUCACCGUCGUCGCCCACCCCGAUACACCGUCAAGCAUCUGCCUCGACUCUCUCUCUGCCCUCCUGACCUUGUCCGAAGACAAUCAACGCCUGGCGCAGGAUGUCGUCGCAGACGAGAGCCCGAAGCCCCUGACGGCGUUGACCAAGCUGCAAGGGGUCGCUGGCGCAAAGGGCGUCCUGGCCUGUGGCGUUUUGCACAACAUCUUCACCACCUUACACUGGUUCGACAGCACGCCGGGACCCAAGGACCUCUCUGACGCCUCUCUCAUCCCGACAUUGUCGUCGGCACUCAAGAAUACCAAGCAAGAUACCGAUUUGCCACCCAAGAGCCAAUGGUCUAACCCGACCGAGGUCCUUCAACUUGCCUUGGAGAUCCUGGCCGAUGUUGGAACAACACUGCAGCAGUCUCUACAGGGGGGUGACAGCAAAAAAGUCAAGGAGGAGUGGAACGGAAUUGAAGACGACGACACCGCGAUGGACGAGGACAUCAAGGAGAACGGCUCCGGCGACGAGAAUAUUGGUGAAGGAGACGACGACGACGACGACGACUCCAUGGACGAAGACGAGAUGCAGGCCGACAUGGACCUCGUGACCGGCGCCGACGAUGACGUCGAGGAGGAGGCGAGCAUGGACGACCUACCCACCCUGCGCGAGCUGGUACAGCAGGCCAUCCCGCAGCUCAUCAGCCUCGCAACCCCAUCAUCACAAUCAGAGGGCGACGUCCGGGUGCAAGCGCAUGCCCUGGCCGCCCUAAGCAACAUCGCCUGGUCCAUUUCCGUCUUUGACUUCUCCGACGACCACAACGCAGGCAUCCUCAAGGCGUGGGCGCCCUCGGGCAAGGCCAUCUGGGGAAAGGUCAUCGCCCCCAUCCUGGCAGCCAACACCGCCGACGUCGAGCUGGCGACAAAGGUCACCAGCCUCGCGUGGGCCGUUUCCCGCAGCUUGCCCAGACGCUUACCCCUUGGCGGCGACGAGCACAACAAGUUCAUGGCGCUGUACCACGCUACCAAGAACCUCCCUCAAAAGGAGGCGGCUACCGGCGCAGCAAACGGGGAAAAGUCAAAGGACGAGGAAACCGAAGACCCCUUCCAAGGUCUCGGCGUCAAGUGCAUCGGUGUUCUAGGCCAGCUGGCCCGGGACCCCGCACCCGUCGCGCUCAACAGAGAGAUAGGCGUGUUCCUGAUCACGGUGGUCAACUCCCUGCCAGAAACCCCGGCUGCGGACGCCGUCGAGGCCCUGAACCAGGUGUUCGACAUCUACGGAGACGAAGACAUGGCAUGCGAUAAGGAGGUGUUCUGGAAGGACAACUUCAUUCAGCACCUCGAGGCGGCUCAGCCCAAGGUCAAGGCUUUGGUGAAGACGAUCGAUAAGCGAACCCACCCCGAGCUGCGCACUCGCACCGAGGAGGCUGUGUUGAACCUCGGACGCUUCAUCCAGUAUAAGAAGAAGAACAAGGCAUGA